Molecule: messenger RNA, 2827 nt
Organism: Ostrea edulis (European flat oyster)
Lineage: Eukaryota; Metazoa; Mollusca; Bivalvia; Ostreida; Ostreidae
Product: phospholipid scramblase 2-like
Exons: 12
Coding region: 103-1089 (328 amino acids)
Biological process (GO): plasma membrane phospholipid scrambling
Cellular component (GO): plasma membrane
Molecular function (GO): phospholipid scramblase activity
Source: RefSeq, a predicted model, not a curated record
UUGUAGAGUCAGCACUCCAGCACCUAAUUGUAACUAUAAUAAUAUGAAACAAGCUUGUUUAUAAACAGUCAAAGAAAUAAAAUAGAGAAGACUGCAAGAAAAAUGUUAAGACAAAGAACAAUGGACGUCAAGCAAGGACCUCCUCCAGGUUACCAGGAUCAACAGCAAGGUGGACCUCCUCCUCAACAAUAUGGCCCUCCCCCAGGACAAUAUGGCCCUCCCCCAGGACAAUAUGGACAACCACAACAGGGGUAUGGGCAACCACCUCAACAGUAUGGGAUGCAGCCUGGUUAUGGACCACCACCUGGGCAGCCAUACAUGCAAGGAGUGCCCCCACCCCCACCAGGCUUGCAGAAUGUUCAGCAGAUGUGGGUUGCACGUCCAGAACCCAUUGCUGGCUGCCCACCAGGGCUAGAAUACUUGACAAUGGUGGACCAGCUUCUUGUCAAACAGCAAAUUGAGCUUCUUGAGGCAUUCACAGGAUGGGAAACAGCCAAUAAAUACAAGAUUGUGAAUUCACAGGGGCAGCAGGUGUACUUUGCAGCAGAAGAAUCUGAUACCUGUACUCGUCAGUGUUGUGGACCAAACAGAGGAUUUACUAUGCAUAUAACAGACAAUAUGGGGCAGGAGGUGAUUAGAGUGACUCGAGAGUUUAAGUGUGGUGCUGGAUGUCCUUGGUGUGCUUGUGUGGACGCUUUAGCCCAUGAAAUCACCAUUGAAGCACCACCAGGACAAGUGGUGGGAUAUGUCAAACAGGAACAGAGCUGGUGUCCCCCAAACUAUUCUAUACAGGAUGCCAAUCACCAAGAGAUCCUACACAUGACAGGACCAGUUUGUAUGAUCACUGGACCAUGUUGCCCCAAUGACAUUGACUUUGAUAUAAUGGCUAAAGAUGGGACCACAUCAGUGGGAAAAAUCAGUAAGCAAUGGAGUGGACUGAUGAGGGAAUACUUCACUGAUGCAGACAAUUUUGGUGUUUCCUUCCCUAUGGAUCUUGAUGUCAGGAUGAAAGCUGUAAUGGUUGGAGCAGUGUUCCUCAUUGAUUUCAUGUACUUUGAGCAAAAUCAAAACAACCAACAUCACCACUGAAUAGUGAAACAAGGAAAAAUUUGCAUAAUGGAAAUAAGAAACGGAGGAAAAUGUGAAAUUUGAAAUCCACAUGGCUUCAUUUGUAGAUUACAAUGGGGGAAAAAAAAACAUUAAUCCAAACCAUGGUAAAUAGUAGACAUUUAGACACAAAGAUUUAUUGAAAUAGUGUUAAAAGUCUUAUGUAUUGAAAACAUCGAUGGGGAAACAAUAUUUAAAUUAAUUCAAGUGGGAUAAAAUCUGCUAGUUUAUAAUAAUUUGGAGCAUUAGCAAUCUUUCUAUAGAUAUGUUUGCCAUAUUUUGUAGAUAUUUAUGUUUAUAUUACAUCACCAUGUUUUAUCAAUAAUAAUCAGUUUGUUAGUACAGUGUUUAUAAUUCAUCAUAUAACAAAGAGACUUGCUUUGCAUUGUAAGUUACAUGUACUUGGAGCAUUCUAUGUGUACUGGACUAAUUUACAUGGGAAUGCUAUGUAUACUAAGACAGACCACUUUUGCUUACCAAAGAACUUGUAAUUUUCUUGUUUGUAUGCAGAGGUAUUGUUCACUUUAGAUUUAAUGUAACAUCUUUACCCAUUCUGUACAUAAGGAAUGAAAUAUACAGAUACACAGAGUGAUUGACAGUGCCUCUCUCCAAUGUUUCAUGUAUAUGUGAUUUAAUUUGUGAAGCGAAAAGUUACUGUUUUCUAGUUUUAUUACAUGUAGAAAAUGAUCUGAAUUCAGGUAAAAGCUUAGAGUAAUUCAGGUGUUUGGUGCAGAAAUAUUUCUUAGCUCAUCUUUCACUUGUACUAAAUGCCCACUUCCUAUCUUGCGGAUUCUGUUUUUGACAUGGGAGAGUUAUGAAAAACAAAAACAGCUCUUGCAUAUAUUUUUUAUCCAUCUCUCCGAUAUCUGUUUUUACAUUUACCAUUUUUUAUAGAGUGGGAAAAGUAGUAAAAAAAAAAAAAAGUAAUACCCAAGGCUUAAUGUCUAAUCAUUUUGAAAGCCCCCUAGACUUUUAGAUUAUGCGUAUAUUGUUUCUGGUUUCGCUGUUUCGUUCUUUAACUCAGGUCAUUAUUUGUGAAGUAUACAAGAAUAAUAGAAUCAUUCAUUGUAAUUAGUGCACUUUCGACAGUGAAGUUCCACCGAGGGGACAUAUUCACGUUUUUGGACUAGGCUUUGCCAGAGGUGGAAUUUCACUAUUCCAUACGAGUGUACAUAAUGAUAUGUUUUUCUCACAUUUUAUCAACAGUGUAGGGCAUUCUUCAUGUGCCAUUGGGGAAAAAGACCAUGCCUAUCCAUCGGAAAGCUAUAUAUUUGAAGAAUACAAGUAUUUUACUAACGAAGUAAUGUAAAUGAUAGAAAAUGUAUGAUGUCAUAAUCAGUGACGUCGUAGUAAUGUAAGACCGAAAAAUCUCACCUGGCUGUCUCACAUAAUGUCUAUCCCACUGGUGAUUAGGGGGAGGGAUGUUUUAGUAAUUUGAAAGUAAACCAAGUUCGCCCAACACAAUGGUACUUUUAUGUUGUUGGUUUUUUAAAACCUAUUUUUGUUGUUUAGGGAGAGGUGUAGCUAAAAUCAAUUUUUGUUCUUGUAUGUGAUAAUCUAGGUUGUCACAACAAUAUGUUGGAUCUAAUUCCAUGACAAAUGCUUUAGAUUUGAAUAACAUUGCUAUUAUCCUUGUUUUAAUUAUACAUGUAUAUAUUUUUUCUUCGUUUUAUGUAUAUAUCAUGAUUUAGACUACGUUAUUAAAGAAGAAUCUGUUGGA